GUUUAAAGUCUCAUUUUUUUCUUUUAAGUGAAUUCAUGUUUGUGAAGAAUAUCAUUUGUAUUGUUCACAUCUGCAUUAAUGAAUGCUUGUUUGAUCUUGUCAAUUGCUACUUUGGUACUUUUAUCAUUUACCUUAAUGGUAAAAUAUUUUUCUCUCUCUACUAGUUCUUUGCUAGUUUCAUCGUAUGGCUGUAAUGGCUUCAUCGUUGCAUUGUGAUAAAGAAACGUAUCAGUAGCCGUGGUUAAGUUCUGCUUCAAAAAUUCUAGCAUACUAUCUUUGGCUCUUUUGAUUAAUAAUUCCUCUGGAAAUCUUAUUGUCUCUCCAUAUACCAGUUCUGCUGUCGUUGCUUGGAUAUCUUCUUUAAUCACUGACCGAAUAGUCAACAUGGCAGUUGGAAAUACUUUAGUCCAGUUUUUGUUGCCAUGAUAUUUGAUGAUUGUUUUCAGUUGUUUAAGCAAUCGCUUAAUUAGACUGUUUGCUUCAGGAUGAUAGACCGUGGUCCAUAAAUGAGUGAUUCCAAGAAAUUUACUAAAAGCCUUAAAUAAAUAAGAUUCAAAUUGUUUGCCCUGGUCUGUAGUAAUUCUUAAUGGUACUCCAAAUCUAGAAAUCCAUCCUUCCAGAAAUGCUUGUACUAUAUUUUCCAUUGAAGUGUUUCUUAAGGGAACUACUUCAGGCCAGUGUGUAAAUCUGUCCACACAUGUUAAGCAAUAUUUAUAUCCAUUUUAUUUUUAUUUCUGCUACUUUUGUUGGCAUAUUGUAUGGCAAAGAAAGAUCGGCAAAUUUUGUCUGCUACUUCAGCUCUAAUGUUCAAUGGUGAAUCAUGCAUUGUCGUUACAAUAGUUUGUAUAUGUGCAGGUAAUUUACUAGUCCAAAUUGUAUACAACAAGCCUUGGGAUAAUCUGGAUUCGGCCAAAUUUCUCAAAUGUCUUAGAAACUCAGAGGGUGUGCGGUCACCAAGUUCUUCUUUUUCCACUUUGCAUUAUGACUUUUUAUUUAUUUUUUAUUUUUUUUUUAUUUCAGAAAAAAUGCUAUUUCCAUUGAAGCACCUGUAUCCUCGAUAUAGCAUAUUAAAAAGUCUAAAAAAGUCCAAAAAAUUUAGUAGUCAUAAACCAGCUGUAAUCUUAGGAAUUGAAAGUAGUUGCGAUGACACUGGUUGCGGUAUUGUAGAUAGUAAUGGAAAUAUAUUGGGUGAAGCAAUUAAUUCACAAUGUUUAUUACAUUCGAAAUAUGGAGGUAUAAUACCUACAAUUGCAAAAAAUAUGCAUAGACAACAUAUUACAGAAGUAUGUGAAAAAGCAUUGAGAUCAGCAAAUUUAAGAUUAAGAGACGUAGAUGCUAUAGCAACUACUGUAAAGCCAGGUCUAUCAUUAUCACUUCAAAUAGGUGAAAGGUUUGGAAAAUAUCUAGCGGUUCUUGGUAAUAAACCAUUUAUACCUAUACAUCAUAUGCAAGCUCAUGCACUUACAGUUAGAAUAACAGAGAAGGUAGAUUUUCCUUAUCUUGUACUUUUAAUAUCAGGUGGUCAUAGUAUGCUUGUAGUUGUUCAAAAUGUACAGAAAUUUAUUAUACUUGGUUCAUCGAUGAACAAUGCACCAGGAGAAAUCUUAGAUAAGGCUGCUCGUAGACUUAAAUUGAAUAAUAUAAAAGAUUUUAAUAAUAUGAGUGGAGGUGAAGCAGUAGAAGCAGCGGCAUGCAAGGCAUCUAAUGUAAAUCAGUUUAUUUUUAAUGACUCUCUGAAGUCAUAUCAGGACUGUAGAUUUAGUUUCUCUGGAAUAUUAGCAACAUGUAUAAAGCACAUUACUGAAGAAGAGAAGAAACAUAAUAUUAUAGCUGACAUGAUUAUACCUGAUGUUUACAAUUUAUGUGCUAGCCUUCAAUUUGCAAUUACAAAACAUCUCUGUCAUAAAACUCAAAGAGCAAUAGAAUUUCUUGAUUAUAUUAAUUUAAUUCCUGAAGAUAAACGAACAUUGGUAAUAUCAGGAGGUGUUGCAUGUAAUAAUUUUAUAGCAAAAGCUUUGGAUAUUAUAUGUUCUGAACUAAACUAUAAGCUUGUUAGGACACCACCAAGAUUAUGUACUGAUAAUGGUGUUAUGAUAGCUUGGAAUGGAGUAGAAAAAUGGAUUUCAGGUAUUGAUAUACUCAGAAAUGAAAGCGAGAUUAAAAAUGUAACUGUAGAAACAAAAGCAGCCAUAGGGGAAGAUUGGACAGAAAGAGUGCGAUUUUCAAAAUUAAAAUGCAAACGAAUAAAGAUAGAAAAAAAACUUGCUAUGGAUUCAACUAUAGCUAAUGAUGCUGUCACAAUAUCAUCAAAUUCUAUAACAUGAUCAGGUCUUAUUUCUUCAGGAUAUUCUGAAGCAACAUUUGGUAAAUCUUCCAAUUUAUCUUUUAUAUCAGCAUAAAUUUUAUCAGCAUUAUUUGUAUCCAUUUUAUUUAUUAUAAGCAUAGAAGGUGUAUUUAAUAAAUCUGGUUUGUAUAGUUCAAUUUCUUUGUUUAGUAAGAUAACUGUGUCUAAAAAGGUUCUAUAAAGACUAUGUACGGACAAUUGGAAACCUUGAAUAUCUACGAUAAAUAAAAGUAACUUUGUUCUUUC
This is a messenger RNA of Vespa velutina, 2590 nucleotides long. It is a transcript of the gene Tcs4, whose product is annotated as probable tRNA N6-adenosine threonylcarbamoyltransferase, mitochondrial. The record is from RefSeq and is a predicted model, not a curated record. Gene Ontology annotation, biological process: tRNA threonylcarbamoyladenosine modification. Lineage: Eukaryota; Metazoa; Arthropoda; Insecta; Hymenoptera; Vespidae. Gene Ontology annotation, cellular component: mitochondrion. The transcript is spliced from 7 exons. The coding region runs from base 759 to 2324 and encodes 521 amino acids.